CUUGUGAAGAAGAAGACAAGUCUAUUUGUUUCGACGGGAAAAAAACCCUACGAUAUUCCUCGACUCGUUCGCACUACUCCGACCACCGUCUCUUUUCUUCUUCUCCCGGCGGAGGAAAAUUCUUUACUGGAAUAUGAAAUAGUGAUUGAUUGAAGAUGUUUGAAGGAAUUGUGCAAGGAGUUGUUCAACUGUUGUUAGGGUACUUAGGUCGCUACAUCAAAGACAUUAAAAAAGACCAGCUCAAGAUCACACUCUGGAAUGGGGAAGUCUUAUUGGAGAACGUGGAACUGAUUCUUGAGGCGUUUGAGUAUUUGCAGCUUCCAAUUGCUCUCAAGCAAGGCCGUGUUGGGAAAUUGAGCAUUAAAAUUCCAUGGAAGAAACUUGGUAGGGAUCCUAUAAUCAUUAUGCUUGAAGAUGUCUUUAUAUGUGCAUCACAACGGAAUGAUCAAGAGUGGAGUUCAGAUGUCGUUGAGAAAAGAGAGUUUGCUGGUAAGCAAGCUAAGCUUGCUGCUGCAGAACUAGCAAAAUUGUCCAGGCGCGUCGACAGUCCAGCGGGGAAGUCUUUUUUCUCAUUUAUUGCUGCCAAGGUUCUUGAUAACAUUCAAGUGUCCAUCAGAAACUUUCACAUCUUAUACUCCGAUGCACAACCUGAAUCAGUGCAAGUUGUAUUAGGAUUGCGGUUUUCAAGCUUGACAGUUACUAAACAAAACUCAGUUGGGCCAUCAGUUGGUAGGGUGAGAGGGGGGCAAGUGAAUAUACUUGUGGAGAUUGAAGGUUUGGAAAUAUAUUGUGACAUGUAUGAGGGAAACAUGGACUUUCCAAGUGUUAAUGAAAAAAGAGGUUUUGACAACUGGUGCCAGUCAAGAUUGCAAAGCAAUAGAUUUGGUUAUUUACUGAAGCCAGUCCAUGUUUCUGUAACGCUAUUGGUCAAUCGAUCUGGAGAGAUUUUUGACGAUCUUCCUCAGUAUUCUAUCAGCGCUGAGUUGACUGAUGUGGUCAUGACUCUGAAUGAAUUUCAAUUGCAGCAGAUUCUUAUUCUGUUAGAUUACUUGCAAACCAGCCAAUUGCGUGAGAGGUAUGGGCGGUAUCGUCCCUGCUCCACUUCCUUAUUGAGGAAACCACCAGGAUGGCAGAAACUUUGGUGGCACUAUGCCCAAAAAUCAAUUUUAUCUGAUGUACAUAAGAAACUGUGGAAAACUUCAUGGAGAUUUCUUGAACAGCGAAUGAGAAUGCGCAGGAGGUAUAUCAACUUCUACAAGAUAAAGCUAGAUUUCCUUCUCAGAGAACAGUCAAUCGAUGAGUCUAUCCGUUUGGGUUUGGAAGAAGUGGAGAAGAAGUCUGAUAUUGAUGAUAUCUUAAGUUAUAGGUCUGCAGCGGAAGGUGAGAUGCAGGAAGCUUGUUCAGAAUUGACAGUGAACAUGGGAGCGACUGGUGCCACUGGCUCUGAAAAGGAACCGAGUGAUGAUCCUACAUUAAAUAAGUCGCGUGGGUGGUUGAACUGGUUGUCACGGGGAAUGCUUGGUGCCGGAGGCACAGAGGACUCAAGUCAGUUUUCUGGUGUUGUUUCUGAUGAAGUUGUCAAGGAUAUACACAAGGCAACAAAGUUUCACCCUCUUUCGUCAUCUCCUAGAAAUACAAGUGCAACUGGUAAGAUCUGUACGUGCUCCAUUCGACUCAACGUACCCAAAAUUUCUGGUACUUUGCAACAUAUAACUGGGAGUUCUUCUCAAGUUAUUACAGAGUUGGACAUUUUGGGGGUGAUUGUUGAAUGCAAGUCUUGGAAAGAUUCUACAGCCAUGAUUGUAUCUGUUAUUUCUGGAAGGCUGCUCUAUCCUCACAAUGGGAAAGAAAUUUUAACCAUGAAAGGGGUCUGUUCUCAGAGUGAUACACUAGAAACGAAACCCUCAUAUGGAGCACGAUUGAAGUUGUCUAAAGAUCAUGAUGUUGCAUUGUCAUUAAAGGUCACCCUUCAACCACUUGAAGCUGCUUAUGAUGUAGACUUCUUUCUAGCUGUCAGUAAAUUUUUCAUGGGUUCAAGAUACUUCAAACUACAACAUGAAAGGAUUUUAUCAUCACUCAAUGGCCUUGAAAGUGAAACGCGAUUGGUAGCGAAAGCUGAAUACCUCUUAUCAAGCCGAAAUAAAGUUAAGUGGGACCUGGACAUAAUAGAUCUUACCUUAAGUUUCCCUGGACGAUUGGUUGAAUCAGAAAGCUAUAAUCUGGUUCUGGUAUUGGAAUCUCUUUCUAUCACAUCUAGUAGCACAGAUGCUCUUAGCCCAAGUCCAAGAUUGGAGUCUGAUGCGGACCAUGUGGUCAAUAGCUUACAAAGUUCCGUUUCCGUUGCAGCCUUGGAUGCUUUUCAAGUCAAAGAUCUCUAUGACCAUUUUGAUAUCAAAAUCUGUAACCUUGAGAUGAAGCUCAUGAAGAUUUAUCCUUUCCAAGAACUUCCCCUUGUGGAGAAAUCAUCUUUACUUAUCAAGUUUGCGUCUUGUAUAAUUCCGGAGGAGUCGAUUUUGAAGCAGUUGGAGGUUGAAGCUACUCUGCCUAUGUUCAAUGUCCAUUUCUCUCCGUCAAUAUUUAAAGGAGUCAUGUCUGUGAUUGAAUAUCUUGAUAUUCAGGAUCAUGCAGCUCGAAAUGCUCCACCUUCCCCUGCUCCCAUCUUUCACUUCACCAUAAAAACCAACUUGGCAUUUUUCAGGUUGCACGUCAAUCUCGAAAAUGAAGGAGAAAAUAGCACAGUGCUUGUUCUUUCUAUACAGCAACUGGAUCUCUGGUAUUCGCUUACCAAAUUUGAAGAGUGGUCAGUCCGUGCGAAAACACUGGAAAUGACAGCUUGCUCCUCUAAAGAUGCAGCUGACAGUCAUAUUUUAUGUUCAUCUGGAAAUCUACUCAAAUCUUCUUCCCAUGGACAUGGGAUGGAUGCUCAUACUAGCGAUCAAACCAACAUUAUUGAUUACGGAACAACUCCUGAAGCUGCUAUCAGCUUAAAUUGCAAGGUUUCCCAAAGUAAAAGUUUUGUUUUUCACAAGUAUACAGUAUAUUGGAGGGGCGCUGAACUCCAUUGCUACCCAUACAUAUUUGGUUUGCUGACAAAUUUUUUGGAUAAGAUAGCCUCCUAUAAGAUCUCGUCUAGCGAUACAAAUCCAUCUAGCCUUACUACAGAUACCAGUGCUCCAGCAGAAAUUACUCAGUUUGAUUUUGAAAGGUUUGGAUUCUCAAACUUCAUUGAAAGUAGAUCUUGUGGCUGCAUUCCUCUUGACAAAUAUCCAUUUGUAACCAUUUACAAUUCGGGUUCUCUUGAUAGCCUAGAAAGUUCUCUGUGUUAUUCGACUUCUGACUGGAGGAAGUUAUUUAUAUUAAGGAAUAAAAAGGAUGGGGCACAAAUAGGUUUGAACUGCGAAUGUAACAGCUGUACUUUUCAACCAAAACGUGAUUGCCCUCUGAAUGGGCUUGCGUCCUCCAGUGAUCUUGGUCAGACCAAUCACUUUACAGUUGAUAUGCAUGUCUUCAACACCAAUGUGCAUUUUCAUGAUUCUUCAAGUGUUUUUGGAACUAUUAUACUGCCAGUAUCCAGAUACUUUCUUACCAUUUCAGAUGAUCAUCUCGAUUUGGUUGCCUCUGCUGAAGACUUGAUGCUGGAGUCAUCUUUGUUCACCAACUAUUCUGGUGGGUUUCUUUGGAAACAUUCAUCAACAGAUGUCUCGCAGGUCUUGAACCUACGUGUAAGGAAGAAGGAUUUGGAGCCUUCUGGUUCUGAACUUGAAGUGAGCAUAGGUAUUCAACACACAUGCUGCAUUUUACCUCCGGAAUAUCUGGCCAUUAUAAUUGGCUACUUCUCUCUUUCUGACUGGACUUCGAAGUCUGGCCUGCAGUCAUUGCCACAAGCUACUGAGUUGACCAAGGCUCCUUCUGAGUUUGCCAUUGCUUAUAAAAUUGAGAUACUGGACUCCUCUAUAGUUCUUCCUGUGGAAGAUGAUGACCGCCGGCAACUGAAAGUUGACAUUCAGCAGUUAUAUAUUAGCUUUGUUCCAGAGUGUGCUUUGAGCAAUGUGGUGCAGCACAUACCACAGGAAUGUGUUAUUCCGCUUAAUCAAGUAGCAGAGCGAGCUGACUGUUUAAACAUAUUUGGGCGGGACUUAUCGGUAUCGUUGCUGCUUUCUGAGAGUGGCAUAUCAACAUUCGAGAAUGACGCCAUGUGCAGAAGUAUCACUCUAGCUGCUAGCAUUAUCGCUGAUGCUUGGAUUAGCUUCCCUUGUGAUCGCAAUCCGUUAACGGAUUUGGCAUGUGUUAUGUCAAGGGUUGACGUUUGUGAAAUUGUUGUGGAUGAUUCAGAUGCCUUGGAUGGGUUUAAGGCAUUUCUUGAUGUGUUUGAUCAGCUUUCUUUAGUCGAUGAGGAAUCAAAACUUUUCGUGUCUGAUGUUCCUCAGUUUCUUCGUACGAAGAUGCGUCUAAAGCAAGAGUUGUCAGUUGCCCCCCUGGGAUCUUCCACAAGCUUUAUAAAAUUCAGAAUUUUUGUCAAUCUUUUGACGGCAAAAUUGCAUCGGUUAAGGAAAGAUCCUGGAACACUGCUAUCCGAACCAGUGCUCCAAGCUGAUAUGAAAUUUGUUUGCUCUGGAGAAUUUAAAAAUAAUUUCCCUAUGAGCUUGGAUGUUCAAUUUUUCGAAAUCGGGAUUUAUUCAUUGCUGAGCUCAGUCAUGUUAGCUAGAUGCAUCAAUGCAUAUGGGGAUCCUUCUGCACUGAAAGUCAGAUUUACGGAACAGGCUGAAAAUGAAUACGAUCUCUGUUUUUCUCUUCCAUCUCUAGACAUCUGGUUACACUCUUUUGAUUGGAUUGAAGUUAUUGAACUUCUGAAAUCUUAUUCUCAGAUACUGGAAGACCCUUUUUUGUCAAAAGGUUCAAACUUGGAUAUGGAUGAAUCUAUUGGAGUGGUAAGGACUGUUUGUGACAAUACUGAUCGGGUUUUGAAUGUUCUGCAAACUGAGGUAUCAGAGAACUCUAGUGAGGUAAUGGCAUUUUCCGCAAGAUCAGAGACUAUUGGGGUCCAAAUCCAUUUUCCUCUUUGCACAAGCCAUACAGAAUUUCCAGGGUUCAUGGCAACUGAUGUUCAUGAGAUAUCUGAGGAAGAGCACAGAAAUUUUUUUAAAGGGAAUUACUGUAAAUAUGUUUCUGUUACAGCGCGUAGUAGGAGCGGCGAACUCUCUAUUCUUGGGAGAGAUGUCAAACUGAGCUAUAAGAUUGAAAAACUCAAUGGGAUUCUUGCAAUAUCUGGGGUUGACACUGUCAGGUCUUGCUCUCUAUUUGGGGCGGCACAACUACUUGUAGAAACUAGUAUUCAGAUGGAUCAGAACAAAAUCAUGAGCAUAGAUGUGGGGAUAUUGUCUGACAAUGUAGAGAUGCAUGCAUCUCAUCAAGUAUUAUCUUUCUGGCAUGGAAUUACGUUUGAUGCACCUGAGACACCAUCUUCACAAAAUUCGCAAGGAAACAUGAGUAUAAAAGUCCAGAUAAGAGAUGUGUCUCUUCUUAUAUCUGAUGGAAAGUGGGGAUGUAGCGGUAUGCUUCUUGAAGGUCUUAUGAGAAACUUUCUCCUGCAAGCUAAUCUGACCGAAAAGAAUAUGGAGAGUUUGGUUUCAUGUGAUCUUGAAGUGAAUUAUAAUAAUAUGCACAAGGUCUUGUGGGAGCCUUUUAUUGAGCCCUGGAAUUUUGAUAUCAAAUUAUCCAGAAAAUUUGAUGCAAAUUCUUUGCUGAACAAUGCUGGGCUCACUGAAGUAAUUGUUGCAUCAUCAAAUCAUCUCAAUUUGAACAUAACAGAAUCUCUUUUUGAGUGCAUUUUCAGGAUAAUUGAGAUGUCGAACACUUUGGAAUUGAUGGAAACAGAUGUCAUUCCUGAUGAUAAGGGAUUGUCAGUUUACUGCACCAAAAGUACCAGGACAGAACGAUAUUCCCCAUAUGUAUUUCAAAAUUUAACUUCUCUUCCUUUGGGGUACCAAGUUUUUCAAGGACAUGAUUCAGAUGUGCUAAAUAUGUCAGCUCCAGUGGCUCAGAACUUUGUGCAACCCGGUUCUUCUGUUCCCAUCUAUAUCGAUAAUAGUGACACACUACUUAUUCCUGAUAGACGUCGAAGUCAAUUUGGUUGUUUCAGCAGUGAAUCUGGUGAUGCCAUACAUCAUUAUAUGAAGGUCCAACUUGAUGGAACAUCUUUUGCUUCUCCUCCUCAUUCAAUGGAUCGAAUUGGCCUUUCCUAUUUUGAGGUUGAUUUUUCCAAAACAUCGAACUCCAGUGAUAAUGUUGAGAAAGCAAGUAAAUCUGGUUCUGGAAGCAGCUUUGUUGUUCCUGUUGUGUACGAGGUUUCAUUGCAGCAGCAGAGCAAGUUGAUACGAGUAUACUCUACUGUUAUAAUUUUGAACUCCACAUCCAUGCCAUUGGAACUUCGCUUUGAUAUUCCGUUUGGCAUCUCCCCAAAGAUCCUAGAUCCUAUUUUUCCUGGUCAAGAAUUUCCACUGCCUCUACACUUGGCUAAAUCUGGCCGGCUUCGGUGGCGUCCCCUCGGAGAUUCUUAUUUGUGGAGUGAAGCUCAUAGCAUCUCCAAAGUUCUUUCUCAAGAUAGCAGGAUAGGAUUUCGCCGAUCUUUUGCUUGUUAUCCUUGUCACCCUAGCCAUGAACCAUUUCGGUGUUGCAUAUCUGUUCAGAGCACUAGUUUGCCGGCAUCCUUUCAUCUUAAUGAUUUGCCAGAUGGAAAUUUUGGUCAGCAGUUGCACGAUCUUGACCAAUCAAGAGAGCAAGUCAUUCAUCAAGUAACUUUAAGCACUCCAUUUGUUGUGAGCAACUGUCUUCCAGAACCAAUAUCACUUUCGAUAGAAAGUGGUGGCAUCACUCAGACUGCAUCCCUUCCUGAGGGGGAGACGCCAUUCCAUCACAUUGAUCCUUCACAUGAUCUGGUCCUUGAGUUCAAAUUAAAUGGCUAUAGAUCAUCAUCUUUGAAGUUUUCACGCUCAGAAACUUUUAGCACAGCGGCUAAGUUCAGUGGAGGGAAGUUCUCUCAGAUUGAAACUAUUUCCUUUGAUUCUUAUGUUGGUGGUGGUUCUGUUUAUGUAUCGUGUGAGAAAACAAUGGAUGCAACAUGUGGGGCUCGGGAAGUAUUCAUCUUUGUCCCAUUUCUAUUGUACAACUGCACUGGAACUCCUCUGAUUGUUUCGGACUGCACCAAUGAAACUAAAGCGAUGUACAGCGUAAUUCCCUCCUGCUACAACCUGAUUGAGCAGCAUUUUGUUCAAAGUCAAAAAGUUGGUCUUGGGAUUUUGACCUCUGAGAAAGAUUUGCUAGAUAAAGUUCUAAUGGAGGAUAUCCCUUCUAGUCCUUCCUCAUCGGAGUGCAGCAACACUGCUUCCAGUACUGAGAGAUUUUUGGAUAGGCAUGCGACUCAGUCAACUCGCCAAGUCCCUUUUGUAGCAUAUCCAAAAGACUCACCAAUUGUUCGCAAGAGGAGUCUUUCUUCAAAAAGUUUAAGAGAGGUGUGCUUCCAAGGUAAUGAGUCUGGCAAAGUAAAGGCAUGCAUUUAUUCACCUUGCCCUAUUUCCAGGGCCAGUGACACCAUGAUCCGAGUCAAAAGGGACCUGCCAGAGUGGGAUAAUUCAAGUAGCCCAUACCCCCUGUGGUCUGCUCCAUUUCCUCUUGUUCCACCCAGUGGUUCUACCAAUGUAAUUGUCCCACAACCAUCGCCUGGUGAAUCAUCUUUAUUAUCUGUUACGUGUUCUAUUCUUGGUGGUGCAUUAGCAGGGAGAACGCAAGCAAUUACUUUCCAACCUAGAUAUGUCAUCUGUAAUUCAUGCAGCCAUAACUUGUGUUACAAGCAGAAGGGAACCAAUUUAGUUUCUCAUCUGGCUGUUGGACAGCAUUGUCAGCUUCAAUGGACAGAUACUGCGAGGGAGUUACUAGUUUCAAUCCGUUUAAAUGAGCCUGGAUGGCAAUGGUCAGGCAGCUUCUUGCCAGAUCAUUUAGGGGAUACUCAACUGAAGAUUUGGAACUAUGUUAAUAAAGCUUUCAACAUGGUGCGGGUGGAAGUUCAGAAUGCCAAUAUGUCAAGCGGAGAUGAAAAGAUUGUAGGGAGUGUUCAUGGACAUGUCGGGACAAACUUUAUUCUAUUAUCAGAUGACGACAUGGGUUAUAUGCCUUACAGGAUUGAUAAUUUCUCGAAUGAGAGACUGAGGGUUUAUCAACAAAAAUGUGAAACUUUUGAUACCAUAGUUCAUCCUUACACAUCUUGCCCUUAUGCUUGGGAUGAACCCUGUUAUCCACAUCGUUUGACCAUUGAGGUGCCUGGAGAUCGUGUCAUAGGCUCUUAUGCAUUUGAGAUAACAAAACAACCUAUUGCAGUGCACUUGCGCUCCACCUCUGAGAAACCUGAAAGGACGCUGUUGCUAUCUAUCUGUGCUGAAGGAGCUACAAAGGUUUUCAGUGUUGUAGAUUCAGGUUAUCACACUAUGAAAGAUAUAAAGGAAACGUUUGACUCCAGAUUCCAUGUGAAGGGAAAGCAAAAGCUUCAAACUGAUAAUGUCAUCCGUUACACAGAAAGGUUCUUGCUUGUCCUGCCAAGCAUUGGUAUAUCUUUGGUUAAUUCUCAUCCACAGGAAUUGGUUUAUGCUUGUGCAUCAAAUGUUGUGUUAGAGUUAAGUCAGAGUGUAGAUCAGCAGAAGCUUUCCUUUCAGAUCUCUUCACUACAGAUAGACAACCCACUUCACAAUUCUUCGUAUCCUGUCAUAUUGUCGUUCAAUCAUGACCACAAAGGCAUUCCUCCUGAUUGGGGAGUUAAGAAUAAAAAAGCAAUACUUUUAAGUGAAACUGUUCAGCAAGUUAGGGGUAAUUCCCGUGAUGCAGUAGUCUAUGUUGGCCUAGCAAAGUGGCGGAAAAAAGAUGUUUCACUAGUUUCUUUUGAGUACAUAAAUAUUAGGAUUGGUGAAUUUGGACUUGAGCUCGAGCUACAAACACUUUUAUCCUUACUAGAGUUUGUAAAAGCAGUGCUUCCCAAUUCUCAGGCUAGACUCCUGCCACUCUCAGAUCCAACGCUACGUCCUCUGAUUUAUGACACUGGUUCCAAGGAUAUAAGUUCAGAAGAUACUCCACAUGCAAGAAACAUUCCUGUAUUUAACAAAAGCCAGAGAAGCAUUGUAGCUCUGCCUAUAGUGGUUCCAAUAGGAGCUCCUUGGCAGCAUAUUCACUUGUUGGCUCGAAGACACAGGAAAAUUUAUGUUGAAUCAUUCGACUUGGCCCCUAUUCAGUUUACGUUAAGCUUCUGCAGUGCUCCCUGGAUGCUUAGGAAUGGCAUUCUUACUUCAGGAGAGUCCCUUAUCCAUAGAGGUCUAAUGGCUCUUGCCGAUGUCGAGGGUGCUCGAAUACAUCUCAAGCAAUUGACAAUUGCUCAUCAAAUCACUAGUUGGGAAUCAUUUCAGGAGAUCCUCGUUGGGCACUAUACCCGCCAAAUUCUUCAUGAGAUUUACAAGGUCUUCGGCUCUGCUGGUGUUAUUGGAAAUCCCAUGGGAUUUGCGAGGAAUGUUGCAUUUGGAAUUAAAGAUUUCCUGUCAGCUCCCAGCAGGAGUAUCUCAAAGAGCCCAGCAGGAAUUAUUCAAGGAAUGGCUCACGGAACCACAAGCCUCUUUAGUAGCACUGUUUAUGCUUUAAGUGAUGCUGCCACUCAAUUUAGUAAAGCUGCACACAAGGGUAUUGUUGCAUUUACAUUCAAUGACCAUGAUGUUGCAAGGAUGGAGAAGCAGCAAUUGGGCGAAGGAUCGCGUAGCAAAGGAGUUAUAGGUGAAGUGUUUGAGGGACUCACUGGUCUCCUUCAAUCACCAAUAAGAGGAGCUGAGAAACAUGGUCUUCCAGGCGUCAUCUCAGGAGUGGCCAUGGGGAUUACUGGACUUGUAGCCAGACCAACGGCUAGUAUCCUUGAGGUAACUGGAAAAACUGCACAGAGUAUCAGAAACCGAAGCCGGAUUCAUAACAUAAGAUCCCAAAGGCAUAGGCUUCGUCUUCCCAGGCCUCUGAGUAGAGAACAACCUCUCAGGCCUUACUCAUGGGAAGAAGCGGUCGGGACAGCAGUACUUAUGGAGGUUGGAGAUUCCCUGAAGUUCAAGGGCGAGAAGCUGGUGAAGUGCAAAGCCCUGAAGCAAGAAGGAGCUUUUGUUGUAAUCACAGGGAGACUGGUAUUGGUUUUAAGCAGCCCCAGCUUGGUAGAUUUCAGAAAACAGGGAUUUCUCGGAGUUCCAAUAGAUUUGGUAUGGAAUAUCGAAAGAGAAAUCGGUUUGGAGAGUGUAAUACAUACAGAUUGCAGUGGCGGAGUUGUCCGCAUCAUAGGAAGCAAUUCAGAUGGUGUAUGGAACUGGAGACAGGACCAGCAAAAGAAGAGCAGCCCAACCAAAAAACGAUGGAACAAUUCUUCAGCUCAACCGCUGCUUCAGACAAACUUAGAGCUUCCAUCAGAGGAAGAAGCAGAGGACUUGUUGAGUGUGUUGCUAUCGACUAUUGAAACUGGGAAAAGCCGGAGCUGGCACAGUCGAUUUGUUUUAAGUCGAAGUAACAUUAGUUGAACCCAGAUAGUUAUGUGUAUAGAAUACAGGAUUCAAAAUUCUUUACUUUUGUUAGGCAGUGUACUAAUGAGGGGUUUUGUGAAACUAGUUUUAAUAUAUGCUGUGGUCUGAUAUGUUUGAACGAUAAUGAUAUAUAUAUAUAUAUAUAAAAGUUGGGUUCAAACAA
This is a messenger RNA of Arabidopsis lyrata subsp. lyrata, 10743 nucleotides long. RefSeq lists its product as uncharacterized. The transcript has 47 exons. NCBI's taxonomy places the organism in Eukaryota, Viridiplantae, Streptophyta, Magnoliopsida, Brassicales, Brassicaceae. The record is from RefSeq and is a predicted model, not a curated record. Bases 156 to 10577 code for a protein of 3473 amino acids. Gene Ontology annotation, cellular component: extrinsic component of membrane. Gene Ontology annotation, biological process: protein targeting to vacuole; protein retention in Golgi apparatus.